Molecule: messenger RNA, 828 nt
Organism: Soboliphyme baturini
Lineage: Eukaryota; Metazoa; Nematoda; Enoplea; Dioctophymatida; Soboliphymatidae
Source: the annotation of a GenBank genome assembly
AUGAAGUCUGCGCAAGAAGAGGCUACCGCAAGACUGAGACAAAUUGAAAAAGUAGGAGUCAAGGGUGACACCCAGGGACAGAAGGAUAGCUUGGUCGACGAACUGGUGCGCAGUAGCCAGCGAUUGCAAAAGUGCACAACCGAUUACGAAAUCCUGAGCACGAUGACGGUGACGUUCUUCCGCAACCUGCAACGCAUCGACGAAUUGAUUGAUCAAGUGAGCGACCGACUGAAAUUCGAACCGACGUCGUAUUCGGCAGAGGAAAUCGAGUCCAUCAUUCAGGAGCAGAGUGCCAACACCAAGGCGAUUUCUGAGUUGCUGCGGUUCGUGGAAAACGAGGGGCAGGAGAUCAUCAUGAAAUCGGCUAGCGAGAGUUUCACCUCCGAAAUCAGGCGAGAGUGCGAGAAGAUACCGCAGAUAAUUGCCAAACGGUCCGCAAAGUGGCAUGAGUUCGUUUCUACUAAAAGUACUGUUCUCGAGGAGACGAAGAAGGUAAAGGAAUUCGAGAAACAACUGACAGAAAUCGAGAAGACGAUAUCGCACUUGCAACGACAAUUAAUGGAGAUGAAAAGCCACCUUGGCAACUCGCCUCAGGCAGUCGAUAUGUGCAAGGGCGAAUUGAAAAAGUUGGAGGAACAGAUCACAAUGUGGUCUAUGGUGAAGAACUUGUUUGGAAAUCACAUUGUUCUUUACAAGCGCGCAGUUCAUGGUCUUUUUCCGGAUACGGCUGAGACUGAUUCUGGUAAAGACCUUGUAACUUUGUGUCAGGAGAGCGGAUGGAUCGAUAGUUUUGGCAGUCUUCAGCAUCUUCAGCAUCACCUUUCUUGA